Molecule: messenger RNA, 2070 nt
Organism: Bursaphelenchus xylophilus (pine wood nematode)
Lineage: Eukaryota; Metazoa; Nematoda; Chromadorea; Rhabditida; Aphelenchoididae
Source: the annotation of a GenBank genome assembly
AUGAACCUGUUAUUUCUCCUUCUAGUCAUAGAAAAUGUAAUUUUUGCGUGGAAAAUUCCUAUUCAGCGGCUGGACUCGUUCAAACAUCGACAAAUUUCGGAGGGUUCGUUAAAAUCUCAGGCUUUAAAAAUGAUUUCUAAAUACAUACAUUUAUUGUAUUUAUAAUUGGUUUUGAUUACCUUUAAGGGAAUUUUGAGCUAGUAUCGCGGUACAAUGACAAACAUAGUCGAUUCACCAAAGCCUCCGCGAUUCGAAGAGUUAGAAGAUUUUUGGAUCAAACAGACACUCAAAUUCAAUACCUCAAGGACUAUACAGACACGGAAUAUGUCGGUAAGGAAGGGUUAAACUGAUAGGAUAAGAUGCGCUAUAUCUUCGGUGCUUGUGCAAAGCCAAGGCUAAGAUUUUCAGGGAAUAAUUUAUGGGUUAUUUAGACUGCCAUAUUAUAGAUAAAUAUGUAUAUCAUGCUCGCUCGAAGUAUUAGGUUGUCUCAAAAAUAAUGUCCCUCUUCCAAAUUUUAAUCAUCGUUUUACCGUGACCCGACUCGCAGCAUACUGGCCUAGCAUAGAGUUGAUAUUUCGUGUAGCUUCUGAAACCUUGGUAUAUACCUUGUUUUUGCUUGCACGAGUUGAUAGCAUGGAUCGAUUUUUUCCAAAAUUUUGAACUGGCGCUAAAUUACUGUAAUCUCACCCAACUAUGGCAAAUUAUAUAUUAAACGAAAGCCUGAGAUCACAGCUCCAAACUGGUAAAAUAUUGUGACAUUUGGUUGGUGCUUACGUUUUUUAUAGACCUUUGACUUUGCCCUUCUCGAAUUGGGACAUUAUUUAUUGGACAACCUAAUACCUUUCUCUCUCAUCAAAAAAUUCAAAUUCAGGACUUGUAUCAAUCGGAACCCCUCCACAGACAUUCAAGAUGAUAAUGGACACAGGUUCCGCAAAUCUAUGGGUAUUUGACUCAAGCUGCGAACGAAACGACCAAGCUCUUUGUAAAUCUUACUGUGAGAAUGGUAGGCACCGCACAAAUUUAAUUUUUUGCUCUUUAGAAAUCUUUUGCCUAGCUUAUUGCCCAACUUCUUGUUGUUACAUUCGAUCCGCGGCGGACACAUGUUACGGCCGACCAAGAUUCUUUGCAAAUCAGUCAUCAACCUACACUCCAACACCUCGAACCUUCCAAAUACUUUAUGGCACUGGGAGUGCAAGUGGGAUAAUUGGCAAAGAAAAUAUUCAAAUUGGAAAUACUAAAAUUCAACAAGCAGAUUUGGGACAAGCCAGCCAAAUUGAUGAGUUCUUUGCCAGCGGCUUUAUAGACGGGAUCUUUGGAAUGGGCCAAAAAGAUUUGGCCCGACCCGGAACCUUGCCUGCGUUGUACAGCGCCGUAGAGCAGGGACUAAUGAGACCGUUCUUCACUGUGUGGCUCGAUAAAAAUGGACUGCACAAAAGCGAACGGGUUGGUGGCGAAAUAACGUAUGGCGAUUUUGAUGAUGAGCACUGUGGAGAAGUGUUUUGGGUGCCCUUGUCAGCUUCCACGUAUUGGCAAUUUAGAGUUGAAUAUCUGAAAAUCGGCGGGAACUAUAUUGGCUAUGGAGAGGUAAGAGAAAUGGAUCAAAAUUACUAUUAGAUCUUUAAACUUCAUUAUCACAAUUUUUUCCAUCUUUCGACCUAAAAAUCAGGGUCGUUUCUGCAAAGCGCGAGCACUUUCUUUCGCAAAGUUUAUAAUCUUCAGGCGAUCUCCGACACCGGCACUUCAUUCCUUGGCCUUCCGCCAGCUGUCAUCGACAUAAUCCAAACACUCACUGCUUUCCGACUAUCUCAAAUCUACGGUUACAUCGUAGAUUGUGCAACAAAAAUCUCGCUGGAGUUUCAAGUGAACGGUCGAGCGCUCGUUAUAACGGAAGAGCAACUAGUGUUGGAGGGGUAUCACAAUGGCGGGCAAAAACUCUGCAUCCUGGCCAUCUUCUCGAUGGAAGUUUCAAAUGCAACGCCAAAAUACUUGUUGGGCGAUCCAUUUAUCCGAAGCUACUGUCAAGUCUACGAUAUGCAAAACCGUCGGAUUGGGUUUGCCAAGUCAUUGUAG